This is a messenger RNA of Pantherophis guttatus, 2850 nucleotides long. RefSeq names its product RAB30, member RAS oncogene family (gene RAB30). Gene Ontology annotation, biological process: Rab protein signal transduction. The record is from RefSeq and is a predicted model, not a curated record. Lineage: Eukaryota; Metazoa; Chordata; Lepidosauria; Squamata; Colubridae. Gene Ontology annotation, molecular function: GTPase activity; GTP binding.
AAAAAAGAAAAGAAAAGGGGGUGGCUUUUUGGGGUCCCCCCCCCAAAAAAGCGCCCCAAUCUCCAAUCCAGGAGUUUGCAUCCUUUAAGGAAAGCUGCUGCAAGCUUUUGACCCCCCCCAAAAAAUGUCCCAGUGACUUUGCUUUCAAAACUGGCUUUUUUUUUUUUUCUUCUCUCCGUUUUCUAUUCUUUUUGGCAAAAGGGCAGAGGGAGCGGCAGUCCCCAAUCAGCUUGGUAAAUGAGUAUGGAAGAUUAUGACUUUCUCUUCAAAAUAGUUUUAAUCGGGAACGCUGGUGUGGGGAAGACCUGCUUAGUGCGACGAUUCACACAGGGACUUUUCCCACCAGGCCAAGGAGCCACCAUUGGGGUUGACUUUAUGAUUAAGACGGUGGAGAUAAAUGGUGAGAAAGUAAAGCUGCAGAUUUGGGACACAGCGGGACAAGAAAGAUUUCGUUCCAUUACGCAGAGCUAUUAUCGCAGUGCCAACGCGUUAAUCCUGACCUAUGACAUCACCUGUGAAGAGUCCUUCCGAUGCCUCUCCGAAUGGCUACGGGAAAUUGAGCAAUAUGCCAGCAAUAAGGUCAUCACCGUCCUAGUUGGAAACAAGAUUGAUUUAUCCGAUAAGCGUGAAGUCUCCCAACAAAGAGCCGAAGAGUUUUCCCGAGCCCAGGAUAUGUACUAUCUGGAGACGUCAGCAAAAGAAUCUGAUAACGUGGAAAAACUCUUUUUGGACUUGGCUUGUCGGCUGAUCAGCGAAGCGAGGCAGAACACCUUGCUGAACAAUGUGGAGUCUCCCUUGCCGGGCGAAGGGAAAAAUAUCAGUUAUUUGACUUGUUGCAAUUUUAACUGAUCGCCUUUGAACCUCAAAGAGUUAUUAUGACUGCUCCUUCUACAGGCCUCUCUCUAGAGGCAAAGGCUGCUAUGACCCGGUCUGACUGAUGGCGAUAGUCAGACACUCGAUCAUGAAGCAUGCCAGGCUGACCAUUUGUCUGCAGAGUCAGCCUAGAAUAUAAUCGUGUUUUUUUUUUUCCUUUUUAACAUGUGCCACCCCAGAGCCCCAAAAUUUGGAGGAGAUUUAAGAUUCAAAAAAAGGUGCUAGGUAGCAGCUGGUCAGGUCAUGGUUUUCACUUCUUUAGAAGCAUCUGGGAUCCUUUCGCUUGGAAAUUCAGGAUGAAUCGUGCCUGCCUUUUUUUUACAUCUUUACAGAAGGAAACCGAGAGGCACGGUAGAAAAUGGCUGUGGGUUGCCAGCAUAAGUUGACAACGCUUGUAUAUAAACCAGGACCCAGAGUGCCAUUUUGUUACGGCACAAACUUCACCGAGUGUGCGUGUCACGUGCAUAUGUAAUUAAAAAAAAAAACCCUAAGUAUUAACGCAUCUGUGUUCUGGGAUUUUGAGAAACAUGGAAGUUAAAAAGGGAUCAGUUGGUCGUUUGCAAUCAGGAGGUCUUGAGGUUGGGACCCUUUUGGUUCUUCUUUCUAUUCCCGAAGCGAAAUUUCCUCUGUGGUCAGCUUACUCUCUUCUCCACAGUCAGGAGGUGUGGAAAGGUGUUGAUCGUAAAUACAGCAGCCUGUUUGUUAGUUCAUGCCCACGUGGCACGGCUCGUUCUGGAUACAGAGACCAAUGAUAUGAAUUCAAAAGUUGACCACUAGUUAUCCCUGCACUUCUGAUCAAGUAAGCGUUCCAAAACUUUUGUCUCUUCAAAUCAGCAUUUGUUUUACCGUUUUUGCCAUUGGGUGGGGCUUCCAAAAACUCACUUUUGUUGCUUGCGGAAAAGAGGUGGUGAAGUAUUGUUCAUACCGCUCCACUGAUCUUGGGUUUAGCCAAAAUAGCUUCUUUGGUGAGAAAUUGCCGGAUCCUGGAAGUCUGGCUUUCAGAUGUUGUUUGAGAGAGAAUGCUGCAGCUCUGAGGCUGGAGGCUACACUGAUGCACAAAUGUCAUAUUUGGGGUGUGCUCUAUUGUUGAUGCCUUUGAGGAAUGGGGCAUGGAUGUCCCUCUUGAAAUGAGCUGUUGAACGUUAACAGAUCUCAUGGCUGAAUUCUGCUUUUAAUUAAAACACUAGCACCAGCUCUGGAAUUUGCUGUCUUAUUGGAAAAGGCGUGUACAGUUUCAAAAGGUUUUUUUAAAAUACGGUUGAGGGAGAAAAAAAUAGCACGUUCUAAAUCUUUUAAGAUGGCUUUAUUGAGUCUGCGAUCAUCUUGCAGAAUACGUAACUCUGCAAAGCAAUUUCAAAAGGCAGAAACGCAAGCCCACUUCCCACAGUCAGUUGGAGAUAUUCGUUUUGUUUGCUGUACUUGGGCUCAAUUGUGCGUAGGUGUGCGUGCGCCUGUGCGCGUACGCUGAAGAACGGUGUGCAGGCAAUACCCUUGAACCAGAGCCUCGGUGCUGGAAGGACGAUAUACACAAAAGUCUCACCGUACGAGUUUGCAAAUUCAGCACUUUGAACGUCGAAUUGCAAGGAGUCAACGCAAAUUUCCUUAUCGGUGCUUCACUUGUAUACCUUUGAAGAGAGACAGACAAACUGGUCUGGAAGGCAAUGGACUCACAACAGGUUAUUAAGAUAUUAGCAUUACAUGGCCGGCUGUUCCGUAUUUAGCAUCACUUCAUUUGGGUAAUUGGAAGAAGCAAAUAAGGACUUUGGUAUGGCAUUCAAUGAAGAGGUGGUUCUAUCCAAUGGGCGCAUCAGCCUCCAGUAAAAGCAGUGGUAUUGUCAAUUCAAGAGAGCCGGUUAUUACAGGAUGUUUUGGGGGGAUAGAGUUGUGCUCAAACUAUGACCGAUGUCCCCUUUUGCAUUAAAAUAAAGCUGCUAAAAUUUUAGCCUUUUUGAGAAUAAAGCUGACAUUUUAAAAGUG